AUGUUGUCCAGAAGAGUACUAUCGAAAGAGGAAGAAUCAGAAUCGACCGACGCAGAAGUCACCAAAGAAGACCAGGACAAAAUCAACACAUUCUCCAGACUGCACAAUCGCAGUAAAGUGCUUGAAGAAGAACUAAGCGCCAAGCAGAAAGACAAAGAAGAUCUCGAAGAAGUAUCAACGGAACUCGAGCUGGCCGACGAAGACGCUUUGAUUCCAUACAAAAUCGGCGACUCCUUCAUGCACGUCUCGUUGACCGAUGCGCAAGAACUGCUCGCAUCCGCGAGUGAGGAGCUGGAGGCUGAACUGUCGUCACUAGGCGAAGAGUUGUCGUCGAUCAAGGAAGAAAUUACGGCACUCAAGGCCCAUUUGUACGCCCGAUUUGGCAGGGGAAUUAACCUCGAGGCUUGA
Messenger RNA from Rhinocladiella mackenziei CBS 650.93, 408 nucleotides. RefSeq lists its product as uncharacterized. Gene Ontology annotation, biological process: protein folding. Gene Ontology annotation, cellular component: cytoplasm; prefoldin complex. Lineage: Eukaryota; Fungi; Ascomycota; Eurotiomycetes; Chaetothyriales; Herpotrichiellaceae. The record is from RefSeq and is a predicted model, not a curated record. The transcript has 4 exons. Bases 1 to 408 code for a protein of 135 amino acids.